This is a messenger RNA of Peniophora sp. CBMAI 1063, 681 nucleotides long. The record is from the annotation of a GenBank genome assembly. NCBI's taxonomy places the organism in Eukaryota, Fungi, Basidiomycota, Agaricomycetes, Russulales, Peniophoraceae.
AUGGUGGACGUCUCCAAUCGACUGUGGGCGGUCACUUCGGCUGUGGGGGCCGGUCUCUGUUUCCUUGCACUCAUAGUUAUUGGUGCUCUGUAUACGCAUCCAGCGUCAAGAGCACAUCUCGACCGUGUUAGCUUUCGUCUUAUGCUUUACUCCUUGAUUGCGAACAUGCUGUUUGGGAUCUUCAGCGUGAUUGGUGGGGUUUUGACUGGCCCCAGUGUAGGCUGUGGACUGUCCGUAUUCUUCUUACAGCUUACGCUUGAAAUAUCCAGUUUCCUACUGUUUUGCAUCGGUCUCAACCUUCAAUUAGUCGUAGUACACGGCAUCAGAAGCAAACGUCUUGAGAGAUGCUAUCUCAUAUGUUCAAUCGCGAUGGCGUUAGUCGUUACGAUCCCUCCGUAUGCUGCAAGUCAGUACGGAUGGGAUCCGCUGGACAAAGACUGUUGGUACACGAACAACAACUACCAGCAGCGCCUUGCUUGGCAGAUUGGGACCCAGUUCAUAUGGGCCGGGCUCACCGUGAUGGGAGAGGUGGUGACGGCAUGCACUGUCACCGUCUACAUGCUCAGACUCCAGGCAUGCGCUGCGCUCGCAGCCGUAAAGGUCGAAGGUUUGAUAAUCGGACAUCAAUCAGAAUGCGGGAUAAAGAAAUCCCCGAGAUUUGAUCGCGGCCAAUCACAAUAG